AUGGUCAAAUGGCAACUGACCUAUACGUGCUCUCUCUGCGGAGAGAGAUGUGAGCGACGGUCGUGCAAGAAGUGUCACCAGGCGGUCUACUGCAGUUCAGAGUGUCAGAAGGCGCAUUGGCCGGAGCAUAAGAAGGUUUGCGCCACAUUACAAGAGGCCAGGUCGCCAGAGGAAACCGCUAUCUUGACACAGUCUAAACGGAUGAUGUUAUACGUCGAUUCCGUCUGGUACGAUGGCCGUCGUGCCAACCUUUGGCUAUACUUCCUCUACUUCGACCCGAUCAUCUCCGCCAUGCUUGGUCUCGAAGACCAGCCAUUCGAUAUGGAGAUUACGCCGAUUGUGGAGAUCAACUGGGAUGUGUUGCUUAAGGGUGAUGCUCAUGCGCUUCAGAUCACCGACAUCCGCGUCCGGUAUGCGGAGUUUAGAGAGCAUCCUCUGACAGACUCCCCGCCCUUGAAGACAAUGGCUGAGAAGGAGCUGGACAAGCUGCGAGAGGACGUCGCAAAGAUCAAUCGCGGACGUGAUGAGAGCGAGCGCGAGUCGGGCUGUGUUGUUCCCAUCGUGAACCUCUCGAGGAAGUUCGCCGGAUACCUUUCUGAGCUCACGCUCUCGGCCAUGACCUUCAAGACCGGAGACGUGAGGGAGCUGAAGGAGAUGAUACAUCGUCGGUUCCCCGGUGUGGAUCGCUGUCAUCUCGCUAGCCAUCUCAGCGCGGUCCUCAACGACCAACUUGCAAAUGACGAACGCUAUCGCUUUCCGACAUCCGAAUUACCCGAAUGCAGCCCUUCCGAGCAGAGACGCAUGCGGACCGGGCCCAUCGGUCCAACCGAAAACACUACGCCCGCCCGUACACUCACCUCGAGAGCGAUACUGAGCCCUCUACACUCACCGUGGACGAGGGCUCCUGUUGGGAAAUAG
Peniophora sp. CBMAI 1063 is the source of this 918-nucleotide messenger RNA. The record is from the annotation of a GenBank genome assembly. NCBI's taxonomy places the organism in Eukaryota, Fungi, Basidiomycota, Agaricomycetes, Russulales, Peniophoraceae.